Messenger RNA from Recurvomyces mirabilis, 3441 nucleotides. RefSeq names its product cell division cycle- protein (gene CDC25). Gene Ontology annotation, molecular function: guanyl-nucleotide exchange factor activity; protein binding. Lineage: Eukaryota; Fungi; Ascomycota; Dothideomycetes; Mycosphaerellales; Teratosphaeriaceae. Gene Ontology annotation, cellular component: plasma membrane. The transcript is spliced from 3 exons. The record is from RefSeq and is a predicted model, not a curated record. Bases 1 to 3441 code for a protein of 1146 amino acids. Gene Ontology annotation, biological process: Ras protein signal transduction; positive regulation of GTPase activity.
AUGAACAAUCCAGGACAGCUGUUCGUCAGGGCUCUGUACGACUAUGAAGCGGACGACCGCACUUCAUUGUCAUUCAAGACCGGCGACAUCAUACAGGUCUUGACACAGCUGGAAAGUGGGUGGUGGGACGGCGUCAUCCAUGGGACUCGUGGUUGGUUCCCCAGCAACUACUGUGCGGUAGUGAAUCCUCCGUUCGACGAUGGCAGGAGUAUGCUCAUCGGAGGUGCUGGAGACUCUGAAGCCGAGGAAUCAGAGGAAGAGUACAGCGAGCAAGAGUUUGAGCAAACCACGAACGGCGUGAAUGGUCAUCAUAAUGGCACGGCGACGAGUACACAGGAGGAAGCGGCGUUCUGGAUACCCCAAGCCACUCCAGAUGGCAGACUAUUCUACUUCAACACAUUGACUGGAGAGAGCACAAUGGAAUUGCCUCUCGAGGCACCUACCUCUGCUAACGAGACCGGACCACGCGAUCGAACAAACGUCUUCAUUCCUGACCAGACGAGACCACCACCGGAGCUUAUGGCGGCCGGGUAUGAGCGCGACGAGGACACUGACUACGCUUCUGCUUCCGAGACGGAAGAUCGCUCGAUGAUACGAAGCUCGAAAGGAUCCAGUAAUCGGCGGCGUAGGUCAUACCUCUCGGAUGGCGUCUCACCCGCAACUUCAAUGGACUCACUAAACAACACUUCACCGCUGACACGUUCGCGCACGAACCUCACCGAAAAUAGCACAGCGACUUCUUUCUCUGCCGCACAACAGGGUAUGCCACCCAUAGGUACGACCAUGACUUCCUUCGUGAAUUCACCUGCUGGAGCCUCGGCAACCUCACUUCUGCCUCGCCGCUUCUUUGAUGAUACGCACGCGGUACCAUUGACUUGGAAUACCAUGGUCGAAGAUAUGCGCCGCGCUGUACAGCGAUAUCGAGAAGUAAUCUCAAACGGAGAAAGGUCCGAGUUUGUGCGCAGAGCUGAAGAUAUUUCCGACCAUCUGCGACUACUACUCGCCGCUGGCUCUGGUACUACGGACAAUCAUUCGGGCAACCCAUCCAUCAUCUCAACUAACAAGGCACUAUACCCACACUUCCGAGAAGUGAUGUCGCGCUUUUCGAAGCUGGUUUUGUCUUCGCACAUCGCUGCUGCUGAUUGGCCUCCGCCAGACUCAUACCAGAAAUGUCUGCAGGAAGCCGAGGGCGUGCUACACGGGGUGUACGGCUUUGUCGAGGUUGCACGACAGCAAAGGGGCGAAGAAAUCCCGCGUCUUACACCAGGCUUCGUUAGCGGCAGUAGGACAGCAGGCAAUUGGCAAAGCCAUGGACUGACGCCAAAGGACCCGUUGACGUCCAUGUCAUUCGUUGACGAUGAGCCAGAUGUCAUGACUGAGCCUACAGCACAUCUCGAUCAGUCAUUACUCGAGAGAAUGGAGGAUCUCAAGCGCUUGAUUGUGUCUAGCAUACGACGACUGGAUGAGCAGCUUGUGCUUCGACAAAAAUUGAUCACGCCUGCUAGACAUCGAUCACUCAGCAAUGCGGUGUGCAGGUCUGGCAGCCAGGUUGUGGAAGUCUGCCGGCCUUAUCUUUCGACCAUCGAAUCGAUCAACUUGGCCCCUCUCGGCUCGAGCUUCACUAGCCCACAGCUGAAUGACUUCGCAGAUCACAAGCAGAAAUUGUAUGAUACGACAUCCGAUCUAAUCGUAGCAUGCCAAGGCGUAGCAACGCCACUCGGCGACGAAUGGUCAGAGAUCCGUGGGCCAUCGAUGGAAGAACGCAUGGGUCGCGUGCGAACGGUUGGUCGUGACCUCGAUACCGCUGCUUCACAAAUCCUGUUCUCGCUGCAACUCCUUUCUGAGCUUAUCCCGAACGAUGGCACCAGCAGAGAUCCUCACCGAAUGACUGAUGGCGGUGCAUCAUACCAGCAACAUCUGCGUGAUGCCUCGAAGAGCUCUUUGCGCCCUGGCAUGCUCUCAGAUGGCGGCCAAUCGAAGUCGUACUCAGAAGGUCUUCAGCCGUCGGAUCCUUCAGCAGAUAUUAAGCGCAACGGGGAGAAUUCGAAGGUCAAGCGUUUCUUCGGAGAAGUUCCUAAGCCGGCUAUUCCGGGCCGUGACUCAGAAGAGAUGCCAGACUAUCUGAAGCUCGACCACGAAGGUGAGAUCGCUUACGAUGCCAAGACAGAUGUGCCGCAACUCCGUGGUGGCACUCUCACUGGACUGGUCGAACAGCUUACGAGACACGACCGACUUGAAUCCGGCUUCAACAAUACUUUCCUGCUGACAUACCAGUCAUUCACUACAGCUUCGGAACUGUUCGAGAUGCUUGUAAAGCGUUGGAGUAUACAGCCUCCAUAUGGACUUGGCGGUGCGGACCUCACAACAUGGGUGGACAAGAAGCAGAAGCCUAUUCGCUUUCGUGUGGUAAAUAUCUUGAAGUCGUGGUUUGACAACUACUGGAUGGAAGCCAAUAACGAGGCCAGCCAACAGCUUAUGCAGCGAGUCUAUGCCUUUGCGAAGGAUACGGUCCAGUCGACGAGCACGCCUGGAGCAGGACCAUUGAUGACUGCCAUCGAGCAGCGUAUGCGUGGCCAGGAUGCGUCCAGUAAGAAGCUUGUUUUGACGUUGAGCUCGCAAGCUCCGGCGCCUAUCAUCCCAAAGAAUAUGAAGAAACUCAAGUUCUUGGACAUUGACGCUCUCGAAUUCGCACGACAGCUGACAAUCAUCGAGUCUAAGCUCUAUGGCAAGAUCAAGCCAACAGAGUGUCUCAAUAAGACAUGGCAGAGGAAGAUCAACCCUGGCGAUCUCGAUCCGGCCGAGAAUGUGAAGGCGCUCAUUCUGCACUCCAACCAACUUACGAAUUGGGUGGCUCAGAUGAUCUUGACCCAAGCGGAUGUCAAGCGUCGGGUAGUAGUGAUCAAGCACUUUGUCACCAUCGCCGACAAAUGUCGUUCGCUGAACAACUUCUCCUGCUUGACUUCGAUCAUCUCCGCGCUAGGCUCGGCACCAAUCCAUCGCCUCGGCAGGACAUGGUCGCAAGUCAACACACGCACAACACAGGUUCUCGAAUCCAUGCGCAAGCUCAUGGGCAGCACGAAAAACUUUCUGGAGUACCGAGAGACACUUCACAAAGCUCAGCCGCCAUGUAUCCCGUUCUUUGGUAUCUAUCUUACCGACCUCACCUUCAUCGAAGACGGUAUACCUUCUAUCAUCAAGAAGACACAGCUUAUCAACUUUGCGAAGCGAGCCAAGACUGCUGAGGUUAUCCGUGACAUUCAGCAGUAUCAGAAUGCGCCGUACAGUCUGCAGACUGUCAACGAGCUGCAGGAAUAUAUCUUAAGAAACAUGCAGAGUGCUGGGGACGUACACGAGAUGUAUGAGCGCAGUUUACAAGUGGAGCCGCGCGAGAGGGAGGAUGAGAAGAUUGCGAGACUGCUGUCAGAAUCCGGCUUCCUAUAG